Monosiga brevicollis MX1 is the source of this 1156-nucleotide messenger RNA. RefSeq lists its product as uncharacterized. The record is from RefSeq and is a predicted model, not a curated record. The transcript is spliced from 4 exons. Gene Ontology annotation, molecular function: GTP binding; GTPase activity. Lineage: Eukaryota; Choanoflagellata; Craspedida; Salpingoecidae. The coding region runs from base 235 to 816 and encodes 193 amino acids. Gene Ontology annotation, biological process: small GTPase-mediated signal transduction.
GAUGAUCAUCCCUCAUGACGCGGCACCUCCCCCCCCGCACAACACAUGUGGCUGCAUUCACGUUUGGCCUCCCCGCAAUCACACCUGCCUCUCUACUCUUUCUUCUCUCUGUUUCGCUUUUCUCUUUGCUCUUCUCUCGCUUUGCACUGCCACUGCUCAUCAUGUUCCGCCAUGCUUUGCUGGAUUUUUCUCUUUUUCUUUUUUUCUUUUUAGAUUUUACUUUGAUCGGCAAAAAUGGCGACGCCUCUGCGCAAGAAGCUUGUGGUCGUGGGUGACGGUGCCUGCGGCAAGACCUGCCUGCUCAUCGUCUUUUCCAAGAACGAGUUCCCCGAGAAAUACGUCCCCACCGUGUUCGAGAACUAUGUCGCGGAUAUCGAGGUGGACGGCAAAUCCAUCGAGCUCGCCCUCUGGGAUACUGCCGGCCAGGAGGAUUACGAUCGCCUUCGCCCCCUGUCGUACCCCGACACCAACGUGGUCCUGAUCUGCUACUCAAUCGAUAACCCCGACAGCCUGGAGAACAUUAGCUACAAGUGGGUCCCUGAGGUCCGCCACUUCUGCCCCGGUGUGCCUUUUGUCCUCGUGGGCUGCAAGAAGGACCUUCGCAACAACCCCAGCACCAUUGCCGACCUUCAAAAGCAGAACCAAGCCCCCGUUGAGGAGGAGAAGGGCAAGAAGCAGGCGGCAGAGAUCAGUGCCUACUCGUACAUUGAGUGCUCAGCCCGUACUCGGGACAACGUUCAUGCCGUGUUUGAGACUGCCACUCGCGCCAGCAUGACGGUCAAGACCAAGAAGAAGGGUGGCUGCUCUUUGCUCUAGAAAAUGAAGCUAUAGUCCGGCUGUGCCUCCCGUUGUGUUUAUCACCGGCUUGUUUCGCUUUCCAUUCGUUUGGUUCUUGUGUAAGCUUCCUUGCCCAAAAAUUCCUUCCUGUCUUCCUGUCCGCGACUCGCGUUGUUGUAUAUCAUGUUUGUUUUGUUCUUUUUUUUGAGGUGAAGCUCUGCCGGUUUACCGUGCCAUGCAUCCCGGCUCCAACGCCGCGGCCCUCAAUUUCCGUGAGCGAUUGUACCAGGAUAGAUGCCCACGUUUUUAUGCGCCAACCUUUUUUUCUCACACUUUUUUUUACUUGCUCUUCCAAAAAAAUUUAAAAGCUCAACUCACA